Ogataea angusta is the source of this 1983-nucleotide messenger RNA. RefSeq lists its product as uncharacterized. Gene Ontology annotation, cellular component: cytosol. The coding region runs from base 1 to 1983 and encodes 660 amino acids. The transcript has a single exon. Gene Ontology annotation, biological process: fructose metabolic process; fructose 2,6-bisphosphate metabolic process. The record is from RefSeq and is a predicted model, not a curated record. Lineage: Eukaryota; Fungi; Ascomycota; Pichiomycetes; Pichiales; Pichiaceae. Gene Ontology annotation, molecular function: ATP binding; 6-phosphofructo-2-kinase activity.
AUGGACGCCGGCGACACAAGCUUCGGGGCUGCCACCGCGGUAAGCUCGCUCACGUCGUCGAAACUCAACUCCCCGAUGAUCAUGUCGAGGGCCUCGUCCUCGUCCGCGUUGACAUCCGCCAUCUCUAUCCCUGGACAGACCAUGAAUUUGCACGUGGUGAACAGCAACGGAUCGGAGCAGAACCAGCUGAACUUGCUGCCUUCGAAGGGCGACACGGGCAGCGAGGCUCUGAAGCUGGCCAUCAUCUGCGUGGGGCUUCCAGCCACUGGCAAGUCGUACAUUACUAAGAAGCUACAGCGAUAUCUCAACUGGAUGCAAUACAGCACAAAAAUCUUCAACGUGGGCAACACGCGGCGCCAGAAAAACGCCAAGCCCAGCGGGUAUCCCGUCCAGGGGCCGACGCUCGACAAGACCAGCCACGACGCCAAUUUCUUCGACCACUCCAACAAGGACUCCUUCCACCAGAGAGAACAGUGGGCCCGCGAGACGCUCGACGACCUGAUCCAUUUCCUGCUGGUUGACCAGGGCAACGUGGGCAUUUUCGACGCUACAAACACAACCAAGGCCCGCAGAUCGUGGAUUAUCGAAACGAUCACCAAACGCACCGAGGGCGCCGUGAAAAUUCUGUUUUUAGAGAGCAUCUGCACGGACCAGGAGCUGAUCGAGAAGAACAUCCGUCUGAAGCUGAGCGGACCAGAUUACAAGGACAUGGACAGAGACCUGGCGCUCAACGACUUUCGCAAUAGACUCAAGAACUAUCAGGCCGUCUACGAAACCAUCGACGAGGAGGAAGAGCUGGAAAACGAGAAGUACGACAUCCAGUACGUCAAGAUCAUGAACGCCGGAAAGAAGGUUGUUUCGUACAACAUCAGCGGAUAUCUUUCGUCGCAGUGCGUUUUUUUCCUUUUGAACUUCAACCUGUCUGACCGGCAGAUCUGGCUGACGGCCAACGGCGAAUCCGAGUUUAAUGCAGCCAAUAGAAAGGGCGGCGAUUCCAACCUAACCAAAAAAGGCGAACAGUUUGCUAGAGCAUUGCCAAAGUUCAUUUGUAAAAAGAGACAGGAAUUCAAGCUUCGUCACCUUAAUAAAGAGUAUGUCAACGACGAGUUUUCAUUCCACACAAAACCGCAGCUGGAGCAGGAAUUCAAUAUCUGGACGUCCAAUCUCAAGCGCACUUUGCAAACAGCGUCGUACUUCCCACAGGAAAAGGACGGAGGCGAUUUCCAUUUCAAGUCGUUCCGGAUGCUGAACGACCUGGGUUGCGGAUCGAUGGACUCCAUCACCGAGGAGGAGUUCAGAGCCAAAUAUGUGGAUGAGUACAGGUCGCAAAUGGCGGAGAAACUCACCUAUAGAUAUCCUGGGCUUGGAGGAGAGUCAUACCUGGACGUGAUUUCCAGGCUACGGCCGAUGAUCGUGGAGCUGGAGCGUUUGCGCGACAACGUUCUGAUCAUUUCGCACAGAGUGAUUACGAGGGUAUUGCUUUGCUACUUCAUGAAUCUGAACAAAGAAAUGCUGACCGAGCUGGACGUCCAGCACGGCUAUGUUUACUGCAUAGAGCCCAAGCCGUAUGGGCUGGAUCUCAAGAUCUGGCAGUACGACGAGAUGACCGACGCUUUCUACGAAGUGGACGAGAUUGAGCUGAUGAAGAAGAAGCGGAAACGGGUUUCCAUCUCCAUCGGCAGCAAUUUCAGACCGAUCUUCAAGAAGACUGUCUCGCCAGACUCGUCAAUUAGCUCGUCUGAGUACUCCAGCUCUUCGGAAGAGGAAGAGGAUCGCGUCAGCCGCAGAAGGCCGAACGUCGAGCCCGAGUCCUACGAGUUCUCCAGAAUGCACUCUGAUACGGCAUCGGAGGACCUUGAUACGGUCAUAAUGGACGAGCGGUCUCCCCAAAACCAGGAUAUAGAGCACCAGGUCGACGAGAUUCUCAAGAACGAAAAAUUGGUCGGGCUUCUUCGGGAGAAGCUGCAGACCCUCGCUUUAUAG